This is a messenger RNA of Homalodisca vitripennis (glassy-winged sharpshooter), 576 nucleotides long. RefSeq names its product zinc finger protein 626-like. Gene Ontology annotation, biological process: regulation of transcription by RNA polymerase II. The record is from RefSeq and is a predicted model, not a curated record. Gene Ontology annotation, molecular function: chromatin insulator sequence binding. Gene Ontology annotation, cellular component: chromosome. The transcript has 3 exons. Bases 1 to 576 code for a protein of 191 amino acids. NCBI's taxonomy places the organism in Eukaryota, Metazoa, Arthropoda, Insecta, Hemiptera, Cicadellidae.
AUGUGGACGCAGGUACAAGGAGAACCGUCUAUCGACAUCGUCGACUGGAGUGUGGCAAGGAACCCAUGUUCCCUUGUCAGCAAUGUCCUUACCGUGCCAAGCAGAAGAGUACCCUUCAGCUUUUUGAUUAGAUUUUGGUGUGAACCAAUGCUCAUUGUUCCAAAUAAGCUGUACAACUGUGAGACAUGUGGACGCAGGUACAAGGAGAACCUUUAUCGACAUCGUCGACUGGAGUGUGGCAAGGAACCCAUGUUCCCUUAUAAGAUGUACAACUGUGAGACAUGUGGACGCAGGUACAAGUACAAGGAGAACCUCUAUCGACAUCGUCGACUGGAGUGUGGCAAGGAACCCAUGUUCCCUUGUCAGCAAUGUCCUUACCGUGCCAAGCAGAAGAGCAGAGUCACGCCCAACAAGUGUGGUCGCUGUGGCCGUCAGUACAAGUACAAAGAUAACCUCCUCCGCCAUCAGCGUUACGAGUGUGGCCAAGAACCUCGCUUCUGUUGUCCUCAUUGUCCCUACAAGGCCAAGCAGAAGAGCAAUCUGCAGACUCACAUGAUGAACAAGCAUAACGUCUAA